Messenger RNA from Micromonas commoda, 1239 nucleotides. RefSeq lists its product with no specific name. The record is from RefSeq and is a predicted model, not a curated record. The coding region runs from base 1 to 1239 and encodes 412 amino acids. The transcript has a single exon. Gene Ontology annotation, molecular function: fatty acyl-CoA hydrolase activity. NCBI's taxonomy places the organism in Eukaryota, Viridiplantae, Chlorophyta, Mamiellophyceae, Mamiellales, Mamiellaceae.
AUGUCGAUCGCGUCCGGGGUCGCGUCCGUGCCCGUCGGUGUCCCGCAUGCGACGCCGAGACGCGGCGGACCCCGAAACGCGACCGCGAAGCCCCACAUCCCGCGUCGUCCUCGCCUCGACGCGCCAUCCGCAUGGGCGGAGACGUCCCCGUCGGCGCCCUCGUCCGCCUCCUCCGCGACCGCUUCCGACGCCCGCGACGACCUUCCGGUCCGCGUGUACAUCGAGCACACCGACGCGUACCAAGUCGUCUAUCACAGCAACUAUUUCAAGUUCCUGUGGCGCGCCAGGGAGGCGUACGUGUUCGGAGGAGGCUUGGCCUCGGCGCUGCGCCAUCGCACCGGCGCACCCUUCGACCCGACCGCCGCCGGUUGGGAUCACCUCGACGUCGUCGCCAUCGACGACUGCGUGUUCGCCAGGAGCGCGGUGCUCGGCGACGACCUCCUCGUGCGCACAUCCCUGCGAGGCAUCGGCGAAACGACGCUGGCGAUGCGACAGGAGGUGGUGUUUGCGGAUGGCGGCGAGCUCGCCUUUGCGGCGACAGCUGUGGUGGCGCCGGCUUCGGCGACGGGAGCGACGACGAUUCCGCGCGAGAUUCGCGGGUGGCGGGCGGGGGACGAGGACGGGAUCGACGGGGUCGACGUGGGGACGGGGUACGAGGACCCCGCGUGGCUCGCGCGGGCGUCGGCGUCGGCGUCGGUCGAGGACGCGGGGGACUGUUCCGAGGAUGACGAAGAAGCGAACGAGGAUCCCGAAGCGAGGGUAUCGUCGAUCGCGACGAAGACGCGGGUGACGCUGUUCGAGUCGGAGCUGAGCCUCGGGCGCGCCAGGGGGGCGUCGGACGCGGACGUCCUUCGAUGGUUCGAGCGCGACCGCACGGAGGCUAUCGGUGGAUCAAGCGCCCUGAGCGCCCUGAAGGAGAACGACGGGGUCGCGGUGGUGGUGAGCUCGAUGGAUGGAUUUCGGUGUCGCCCCGGUAACGUCGUCGGAUCCGCGGGGAUCGGCGCGGGCGGCGCGAGCGGCGGUCGGAACGUGCGCCCCGCGGUCGCGUCGGCGCGGUCGACGAUCGAGAUGCGUCGUCGGAACAUCCAGGUGGCGUUCAUCCAGCGUCUGUUCGACGAAGCCGGCGCGUGCGUGGCGAGGGCCGAGGUUGUGUGCACGUGCGUGACUCGCGACGGCGGCAAGCCGACGCGUUGUCCGGCGGCGUUGGCCGAGAAGUUCGAGGCGAUGAGACGCGGGUGA